AUGGCAGUGGUCAGUGGCGAGACUCUGGACAUGGCACUGACCACAGCAGUGGUCAGCAGGAUCGUGGCACGGCUCAAGGCUGACCGCCGGCCCCACGCCCAGCGUCCACUGUCGCGCCCGGAGCGCGGCCGAAGCGCCGGCCCCCGCCGGCAGCGCCGCGCCCGGCCCCACGAGUGCGCCGACUGCGGCAAGCGCCUGGAGCCGGCGGCGGGCAAACCGCGCCGCGCCAAAACCGCCAAACCCAGCACCAAGAGCGGCGUGGCCAACACGUGCGGCGAGUGCUGGCAGAGCUUCGGGCAGAGCUCGGACCUGGUGAAGCACCUGCGCAUCCACACCGGCGAGAAGCCGUACGCCUGCGGCCACUGCGGCAAGCGCUUCAACGUCUCCUCCAACCUGAUCCGGCACCGGCGCAUCCACACCGGCGAGCGGCCCUACGGCUGCGGCGACUGCGGCAAGCGCUUCACCGACAAGUCCACGCUGACGCAGCACCGGCGCAUCCACACCGGCGAGAAGCCGUACGCCUGCGGCCACUGCGGCAAGAGCUUCAGCCGCAGCUCGCACCACAAGCGGCACCAGCGCACCCACGCCGGGCUGCCGGCGGGCGCGGCCGGGGGGCUCGCGGGGAUCACUGGGAUUACUGGGAUUACUGGGAUUACUGGUGGCGGUGGUACUGGUACCAUUAGCGGUGUUGCCGGUGUUGGUCGUGGUGUUACCGUAUUACUCGUGGCGUUACUGGUGUUGUUACCAGUGGUGUUACUGGUCUUGCUGGUGGCGCUACUGGUGUUACUGGUGGUGCUACCGGUGUUACUGGUGGUGUUACUGGUGUUACCAGUGCUGUUACUGGUGUUACCGGUGUUACCGGAGGGGUUACUGGUGCCGUUACCGGUGUUACUGGUGUGA
Molecule: messenger RNA, 900 nt
Organism: Lonchura striata (white-rumped munia)
Lineage: Eukaryota; Metazoa; Chordata; Aves; Passeriformes; Estrildidae
Source: RefSeq, a predicted model, not a curated record